UUUUUUUCCGCUCUUUUGGCCUGUGCUUUUUAACCUCUCACCCGUCUUUCACGACCUCGUUGAUGCGGUGCGCUUGAAGUCCCCACUCGAAAGUAUCAGAUACGUUCUGGGUUUUUUUAUUUUCAUAUUAUUCGAUAAUCUUUGGUAAAAUUUAAGGGAUGGGUAUCUGUUUUUCUUCUAAAUUGUUCGUUGGUUUUUGUUUUUUUUAAGUAUUGUUGGGUUUUGAUUGUGGUAUUGUUAAAAUGUGAGGAAUGUGAAGAAUGGGUUUUUCUUUGUUGUGAUUAAAAGGUCGGUUUUUAGAUCAUCUCAGACGAAGCCGAGAUGGGUUUUGAAUUGGGCUAUGCGAACUGUGAGGUUUUUGGAGGAAAUGUUUCAUUUUCCACGGAUUUGCUGAUUGCCAAGGGCUGGAUUUUGGGGAUUUAUUGGGUUUUUCUUGUUUUUUUAUGGAUUCAAUACUGGGAAAAGAAAAUGUACAAGUUUGUUAUGAACUUUGAGAGUGGAAGGUUUCAUGUGUUUCUGAAGCUGGUGUGUUUGGAGGUUUGAGAAAAAGAAAAACUGGGUAUUUAUUCUCUUGUUAUGUUUUAAGUGAGAUGGUAGUAAAAGAUUGAGGUUUUGAUUAUUAUUUGAAUUAGAAUAAUAAAGCUUAAGUUUGGACCGUGGUUGUUGAAAUAAUUUGAUUAAGGCAAAGAAUAAUUCUUAAUUUCAACCUGGCUUGUUAAAAUAAAGUUGGAAUAUAUAAAUGGCUUUUCUGUGGAGUAAACGGGGUGGUCUUUUUUUUUAAUUUAAACCAAAAUAAAUAAAUAAAUAAAAGUUUUUGACUGAGGUUGUUAGGGAUGAAAUUGUGUUGAUUGGGUUUGUCCGAUAGAGGUUUUAUUGGUAUUGAGAUUAGAUUUUGGGGAGGGGGGUAUGGACUGGCCCAAUAAUGUCGUAUUUUAUAUUGUGGCAUGAGCCAAUCUGGGCCUGAUUGAAGACAGUGUGACAGUGGUUUCUUCUUGGGGUUCAUACCAUCAUGCCCUACUCUCAAUUCCAUCAUAUGACAAAGGAGAAAUGGGAUUUUGCUCAGCCCAAGAUGACUAAUUGUUCCACAGAUCUUGCUUUUGUGCCUGAUCAUGAAUUUGUGGAGCUACUUUGGGAGAAUGGCCAGAUUGUGCUGCAGGGUCAGACCAGUAGAAAUAGGAAGGAUGCCUCUUCAUCUGGUUACUCUUCACAUCCUCCAAAAACCCAUCUAAAUCAUAAUAGUGGUGAUGCUGUCCUACCCGUGGCUUCAAAGGGUGGAAGGUAUGGAACUCUGGAAUCUGUUCUCCAUGAUUUCUCUUCUGGUCAGGCUUCUGGUUGCCCCUUAGUUCAAGAGAUGAAAUGUCUUUUGGGCAGGCCUGAUCAUGAAUUUGUGGAGCUACUUUGGGAGAAUGGCCAGAUUGUGCUGCAGGGUCAGACCAGUAGAAAUAGGAAGGAUGCCUCUUCAUCUGGUUACUCUUCACAUCCUCCAAAAACCCAUCUAAAUCAUAAUAGUGGUGAUGCUGUCCUACCCGUGGCUUCAAAGGGUGGAAGGUAUGGAACUCUGGAAUCUGUUCUCCAUGAUUUCUCUUCUGGUCAGGCUUCUGGUUGCCCCUUAGUUCAAGAAGAUGAAAUGGUGCCUUGGCUAAAUUACCCACUUGAUGAUUCCUUGGAGAGAGAUUAUUGCUCAGAAUUCUUCCCCGAAUUGUCAGGGGUCAAUCUCACUCCUCUUUCUAAGCCAACCAAUGUUGUUGUAUCAGAGAAAGCUUGCAAUUUGGACACUACAAGCCAUAAGAAUUUGUCUAUGGAGCAUAGCUCCCAGGCCCCCUCCAGAUUAAGGGCACUCCAGCCUUUUAACUCUCAACAAGGUCAACCUUCGAACCCGAUUCUUCGUCAAUUUCCCAGCAAUACCCAUAAAUCUUCCUGUGGGAAUUCUUCCUCCCCAGGUGCAAAUCCAGCAAUUGGGAUUGUUAAUUCGAAGACUGAGCAGCCAAACCAUGGAUCUACAAGGCCUCCUCAGCCCACCCAUACCAAUUUGAUGAACUUUUCCCAUUUCUCUAGGCCUGCAGCUCUGGUUAAAGCGAAUCUUCAAAGCAUGGGCAUGGCUGGAAGGCUCAAGAACAAUAAUGACAAGGCCUCUGUUACUGAUAGCAAUCCAGUGGAGUCUUCAAUAGUGGAUUCAGCUGUUGUUUCAAAGAGUGGCAAAACCAAAUUGGAUCAGCAAUGCCAGGCAUCUUUGCACCCUACAAAGGCAAAAGACAUUUCUUCAUCACCUGCUAGAGAGAAGCAAUCUGUUGAGGAAGAUGUUAUGUAUGUAGAGGAUGCUUCUACUUCUCAAAAUAGGUCUCCUGAUCGCACGCUUUGCCCUAGUUCGAGCUUUGCAGCAAGCACCGCAUUGGGAAUAUCUGAGAGUGUAAAAGCUGUCGAGCCAGUGGUUGCUUCUUCUUCUGUUUGUUCAGGAAACAGUGGUGGUAGGGUAUCGAAAGAGCCAAGACAUGGCUUAAAGAGGAAGGUGGGGGAACAGGAAGAAUCUGGGUAUCAAAGUGAAGAUGUUGAAGGUGAAUCAGUAGGCACGAGGAAACAGGCAACUGGGCGGAGUGCAACCACCAAGAGAAGCCGAGCUGCUGAAGUGCAUAACUUAUCCGAGCGAAGGCGACGAGAUAGGAUAAAUGAGAAAAUGCGUGCCUUACAAGAGCUCAUCCCCAACUGCAAUAAGGUGGAUAAAGCUUCAAUGCUCGAUGAGGCAAUAGAAUACUUGAAAACACUUCAGCUUCAGGUUCAAAUCAUGUCAAUGGCAAGUGGGAUGUGCAUGCCUCCGAUGAUGAUGACUGCUGGGAUGCAACACAUGCCGCCACCACACAUGACACACUUCUCACCAAUGGGAGUAGGAAUGGGCAUGGGUAUGGGCAUUGGAAUGGGCAUGGGGAUGGGUAUGCUCGACAUUGGUGGUUCUCCUGGUUGCCCAUUGAUUCCAUUACCCUCAAUUCGUGGACCCCAAAUUCCAUGCUCUUCAAUUUCAGGGCCUAUGGGCUUACCUGGGAUGCCUGGUUCAAAUCUGCAAAUGUAUGGAAUGCCUAUGGCUAGAGCUCCCUUCCUUCCUUUUUCUGGGUUUCCUCAAGCAAAGGCAGUUGCAGGACCUGAUAUAUCAGCCCCGACAAGUUCGGGGGCAUUUUCUGAACUAAAUCCCCCGUCUAGUUCAAAAGACCAGAUGCAAAAUCUGAUCUCCCCUAAUGUGCAGCAAAAGGUCACUGAUAGCCAGCAGCUGGAGGCCUCAAAUCAGGUGAUAAGUGAACACUCUGCACAACCUAACUUGGUGCCGGGACAUAAUCAAUCAUCCCAAGUUAUUGGCUCCAAUAGAAAUGGUGUCGCCCCUAAUGGAACUACAAGCUAUGAUUGAUUUUCUUGAGUCCUUUUUUGUACAUAUGAUGGCUGGAAAACUCCAGUGGUGAGAAGCGUUAUAUGCCACACCCAUUUAAAUUAUUUGUUCACACUUGGUGAGCUGUGAUCUACUUUCGAGGACAAAGGUUCUUAUUGACAGGAUCAGGCAAACUUUUGAACAAGCAGGUACUUAGUUCUAACCUUAGGAUAAAAUUUUGGGUCCUGCUUCUUUAGGUAGCAGAAGUGGAUGUUGGGUUUUGGAGAGAAGAAUUUGCAUUAUUCUCCUUGUACAUUUUUGUCAGUGGGUUCUUCAUUUGUGGAAUAUCCAGGCUCUUCAAUACCUAAACAAAUAUGUAAUAAUGAAAAAAAGGUUUGGUUUUAACCUUUUUUUUUUUUUUGUAAUCAUGUCUGUUGACAUAGAGUAAUGUUAAAUUGGCCCGUAUUCUUCUAUGCGUC
This is a messenger RNA of Amborella trichopoda, 3828 nucleotides long. The record is from RefSeq and is a predicted model, not a curated record. NCBI's taxonomy places the organism in Eukaryota, Viridiplantae, Streptophyta, Magnoliopsida, Amborellales, Amborellaceae.